This is a messenger RNA of Aspergillus heteromorphus CBS 117.55, 1053 nucleotides long. Its product is annotated as fungal specific transcription factor domain-containing protein. Gene Ontology annotation, biological process: response to xenobiotic stimulus. The record is from RefSeq and is a predicted model, not a curated record. The coding region runs from base 31 to 816 and encodes 261 amino acids. Lineage: Eukaryota; Fungi; Ascomycota; Eurotiomycetes; Eurotiales; Aspergillaceae. Gene Ontology annotation, molecular function: DNA-binding transcription factor activity. The transcript has a single exon.
GAUCCAAUCUACAGCUUUCUCGAACGUAAAAUGAUCGACCGCGCGGUCGCCCACGUCAUCACCACAAAGCCACCACUGUCCGAUCCCUCUCACGGGGCGCUUCUGGGCCUGUGUGCCCUGACAUGUCAGUUCACCGGCUAUGUGAUAUCGCUUCUAUCCAACCUCGAAAUAAGUGCCCGAGUCGCGCUGGAAUAUUCGACGAAGCUCGAGUCUCCGACGGUGCAUCACGUUGCGUGGGUGAUCUGGGUGAUCUACUUGCGACAAGUCCGGUCACCGCACGCGACGUGGCUGGCCAGUUGCACACUGAUGCAUAUGGUGGGGACAGUCAGCCUACAUGUAGAGCCAUCCAGCCAGGCUCGGUUCCCCGCCUGCGAUGCCCACUACGGUCCGGAGCAGAGGAGACGGAUCUAUGCCGUGGCUCAACAACUUCACAUGUGGAUCGCAUACGAGUACGGACACCCUCGCGUGGAGCUUCACGGGGCAACCUGUACCCUUCCCAAAGACUUCUGGUCGGCGGAACAGCUCGCCAUCUGGCAGAUCUCCGACGCUCUGGAUCCUAAGAACCACCUAGACGCCACCGCAUUGGAACGGUUGCUGUUGCAAACGGUGGGGCUCAGUCUGGAAUCCACCGUGCUACAGUUGAUGCGCUGUAACAUCGGACUGUCCAUCUACCGCCGACUCCAUGCUAUCGGUCGUAUCGUCUCCCAUAGUGUCUUUGAUAAAGUCCUGCGGUUGAUCGAUGAGAGCUUUGAUCUAGCCACCACCCUAGUCGACGAAAGAACGCCCUGGUGGCAUGUUAUGACUGUUCCUUUCUAGGCACUGUGCCCAUUGCUGACAAUAGACACUCGAGAAUCACGGACGCGUCAGCCGCAAGCCAUUGAAACCCUACGUAUGGUUUCGGGAAAUUACGACACAACUGCCGUUAACGAGACUCUAGUCGGCGCCAGUUCACUCUUCAAUCUAUAUCUGGGAGAAAAGAAGGCAGAGAACAGCUUCCUCCAGAACAUGUGGGAGGACGAACUCCUUUGGGAUGCUAACACCGGCCUGAUAUCC